UCUGAACUUGUUCUGUUGUAAGCGAUCCUUUCUAUCAAUUUCAAACUUCAUUCCUAUGAUUGUUUCUUUUUUUUUUUCUCAAGAAACAAUUUUUCUUGUCUUUAAUUUUUCGAAAUAGAUGAAUCAGCACAGUGGAGAAAGAGAAGAAGAUGAAGAUGCAGAAGAAAAGAAACAAUCACUAUGCAAAAUAUUCAAGAAACUAGAUUUGGAGAAAGUUGACCCUUACUUGGAAAACAAAGAGCACAAACGAAGUAUUUUCAGAUUAUCAAGAUACAUCAAAGAGAAAAAUCCAAGCUUGUAUGAGCCAAAACAAGUGUCAAUAGGUCCAAAUCAUUAUGGUAAAACUCACUUGAUGCUCAUGCAAAUCCACAAGGAAAGAGCACUAAUUCAUUUUCUUAGGAGAUCAAAAUUACCACUACAAUCUUAUCUAGACAAAUUGAUGAAAGUUGUGAAUGAGUUGAGGGAAGCUUAUGAGCAGCUUGAUCAGAUGGAGGCUUGGAAAGACGAUGCUGCCUUUGUUAUGCUCAUGAUGCUUGACGGUGUCUUCCUUCUCGAAUUUUUACGUGUCUCAAGGGGUAGUCGAUAUACUCACGAUUAUGCUAGCAGCGAUCCUAUUUUCGGUCAUAUUGCAAAUACCCUGAUCUAUGACUCUGUGAUGCAUGACUUGUUGUUGUUGGAGAACCAAUUACCUUAUUUGGUACUCCAUAUCUUGGUUUCUAUUUCUGAAGACCUGCCUGACGAGAGCGCAAAGAGUAUCCUAUCUUGGUUGAUGUUUGCUCCAAAGUGUGGCCCCGGACUGCACCUGUUGGACAUGUAUCUGAAAGGAUUAAUGAGAGAAGGCCAACAUUCCUAUUGGGAUGAUGAAAUGAUUGUAAAACACCCUGCAUCGAAGCUUCACAAGAGAGGUAUCCAGUUCAAAAGGGUUCAGAGUCUAAAUGGGAUCAAUUUUGACAAAAUCACUGCAACGCUUAAACUACCUCCUAUCAUCAUCAACCAAUACACUCCAUCUACAGUUCUAAAUUUGAAAACCUACGAACUAAGAGUGGGAAAAACCAGGGAUUUUAACUCUUACAUUCACCUAAUAAACACUCUCGUGGAAUCUAGACAGGAUGUUAUGCUGCUCCAGUCGAAAGGCAUCAUAGUUAAUUAUUUGGGUAGCCACGAGCUUGUUCUGGAAACAAUAAAGGAGAUCUGGAAGGACACUGCGGUAGACGUAAAUAGUAGAUCCAUUAUUGUAGUCAAAGAAAUGAACAAGUAUUACGAAGGGAAUAAGGCAAAAAGGUGUUGGAAAGUCUGGAGGUAAAACAUAACAGGUUAAAAGAUUGCCAAUUGGGCAGCCGAGGUUGGAGCUUUCAGCCUCCUUGCCAGGAUGCUGCUCCAGGGACCUGCCGAGCUUCUAAAGGAGAAUUAUACCGCACCUUUGAUCUGCCAAGCUUCUUAAGGAGAGUCACAGCACCUUUAAUCUACCGUGGAGAGCUGCCGAGGAGUAAGUUUGGGUCUUUUUAUGCGAGCAAAAUAUUUCAAAUGUUCAGUGUUCUGGUCAAGCCAAUAUGUCGGCUUGAAAGCCGGAGUAGUUUCAAGUUAAUUUCAAGUUUUAUUAGAAUUGAGGUUCCAAAUCAAAGUUUGUACUGUAUAUGAUCCUAGUCUGUAUAAUAACUGUAUACGCUUAAGAAGCAACACUGCAAUAUUGUGCAAGAUGGUGUUGCCACGAGUUAGGUUUUGCCAGAAUUAGUACCUAGUAUGUUGUAGCAUGAUUUGUAUUUAGUAACUUUUUUUCUUUUCUUUUUAUUUUGGUAACAAGUCAAUCGUUUGAUUCUCAGAUCUUGGUUCAAGACAAGAUUGGUGGCAUGUUUCUUUCACUUGAAUUUUUAAAUAUACUAGUUGUACCUUCCGUGUUA
Messenger RNA from Papaver somniferum (opium poppy), 1898 nucleotides. Its product is annotated as UPF0481 protein At3g47200-like. The record is from RefSeq and is a predicted model, not a curated record. NCBI's taxonomy places the organism in Eukaryota, Viridiplantae, Streptophyta, Magnoliopsida, Ranunculales, Papaveraceae. The coding region runs from base 119 to 1303 and encodes 394 amino acids. The transcript is spliced from 2 exons.